AAACCCUAAACCCUCCACCAAAACGAAUGGCGUCCCUCCUCUGCUCCCCCGCCUCAAAAUCGCUCUCCGUCACCACCUCCGCACUCUUCCUCUCCUCGCUCGCGUCGCUCUCCCCCGCCCAUACCCAUCCCCUCUCCGCCUCCGCCGCCACCCCGCCCGUCCCGGCCUCCGUCCCCCCCACCGCGCUCAUCCCUAACUCUCACUUCCUCGUCGACGCCUUCCGCCACGCCGGCGACUUCUCCGUCGCCUACUUCCUCUCCCACUUCCACUCCGACCACUACGCCGGCCUCGGGCCCUCCUGGCGCCGCGGCCUCGUCUUCUGCACCGCCCCCACCGCCCGCCUCCUUGCCUCCGUGCUGUCUGUGCCGCAGGAGCUCAUCGUCUCCAUUGACAUUGACGUCCGCAUCACCGUUGAUGGCUGGGGCGUUGUCGCCGUCGAUGCCAACCACUGCCCUGGGGCCGUCCAAUUCCUCUUCACCUCCCCUGGAACAAACCCGGAGAGGUAUGUGCACACCGGCGACUUCCGGUACACGCACUCCAUGAGAAGCAACCCUAAUCUGCUGGAAUUCGUCGGUGCUGAUGCGCUAUUCCUGGACACCACAUACUGUAACCCCAAAUUUACAUUUCCUUCUCAAGAGGAGUCACUAGAGUAUGUUGUGAACACGAUAAAGCAGGUGAAGGAGGAGAGUGGGGUGGCUGGAGAGCGCGUCUUGUAUUUGAUCGCUACUUAUGUUGUGGGCAAGGAGAGGAUUUUGCUGGAGGUUGCAAGGCGCUGUGGGUGCACGAUCCAUGUGGAUAGUAGGAAGAUGGAGAUUUUGACAGAAUUGGGGUUUGGUGGGGAGAAGGGAGUUUUUACUGAAGACCCUGCAGCAACAGAUGUGCAUGUCAUAGGGUGGAAUAUUUUGGGGGAGACAUGGCCCUAUUUUCGGCCGAAUUUUGUGAAAAUGAAGGAGAUCAUGUUGGAGAGAGGGUACACCAAGGCAGUUGGGUUUGUACCAACCGGAUGGAUGUACGAGACCAAGAAGGAAGGGUUCGCAGUUAGAGUGAAGGAUUCGCUCAAAAUACAUCUUGUACCUUAUAGUGAGCACUCGAGCUAUGAUGAGCUGCGGGACUAUGUGAAGUUCUUGCACCCAAAACGGGUAAUUCCCACCGUGGGAGUAGAUGGUGGGAAGCUUGAUGGUAAGGAGGCAAUUGCUUUACAGAAACAUUUUGUGGGACUGGUGGAUGAGACAGCAAACAAACACGAGUUCCUGAUGGCAUUCCAUCGAAGAUCCACAUGUGCUUCUCUUAGCCAUGAGGAUGUGCUGGACAAGUGUUCCAGAGAACAAGAUGGGGAUGCGUCUGCUUCGUUACCAGAAAAUAAUUCUGUUUCUGAACUACCAGACCAUUCGAAGAUUAAGAUUACAGAAGAAAUGAAGAAAGAACUGUCAGAUUUCCUACCCUCAUGGGUCAACAAGGACCAGAUCCAGGGCCUGUUGAUGAGCUCGGGUGGUGAUGUUGUUCAAUCAGCAUCUGCCUUCUUUGAGCGGGAAAGAGAUUUCUUUGAGGAAGCAAAUGUUUCUAAUAAUGAAAAGCCUAAGUCAGGGGAAAUUCGUACUUCUGAUCAUGGAUCUUCUGCUGACAUGAGUAGUCAGCAGGAAGUUCCUUCGUUUUCACAGAAGCCCAUGGAGCAUCCUGCCAAGGUGGUAAACUUGACUCCUGUGAGAAUGAACUUGAAUCAAACUAAGAAGGAAAGAAAGAGGGGUUCUAGCACUGUAAACAAGUCAAAAAAGAAAGGAAAAUCAACUGCCUCAACAGAAUCUGGUGGACGCAAGCAACCCUCAAUCUUAAACUAUUUUGGUAGAACAACGGCCACUGCUUCUAUAAGUGAGACAUCCAAUAAAGUAACAGUGGAUCCACAUCAAAACAAUGGGGAAAAUGACAAUCAGUUACUGGACAUUGUGGAAUCACAUAAGCAGGGAGUAAACCAGCUUCUUCAGAUUGUAGAUGGCAGCAUGUCGAGAGAAUCUGCAAUUUCCUUGCUUGAGAAGACAAAAGGAGAUGUGAAUGUAGCAGUUGACAUGUUUUACAGUAAAAUCCAAAACAAUAAUGUACCUGACAGUGACAGGAGCAUUGUGCCGCAGAAUACGCAAAAUGAAAUGAUAGAUAAAUGUGAUAACACAAACAUGGUCCACAACUCUUCUCAGGCUACUCCAAAGAUGCAAAACUUGUAUGUACAAACUUCUGUAGCACAAGAAGAUUCGGUGAAUAUAUCAUUGCCAGUUGAAAAGUAUCUUCCCAUUGAGCAUGCUUGCUGGACAGCAGGACAGCCUGCACCAUACUUGCAUUUGGCUCGCACUUUUGAUCUUGUAGAAAGAGAAAAAGGGAAGAUCAAAACUACUGCCAUGCUUUGCAACAUGUUCAGGAGUUUGCUUGCCUUAUCACCCGAUGAUGUGCUACCUGCUGUUUAUCUAUGUACUAACAAAAUUUCUCCGGACCAUGAAAAUAUGGAACUAAACAUUGGCGGCAGUCUAGUUAUAUCUGCUAUGGAGGAGUCUCUAGGAACCAGCAAAUCUAAAAUACACGAGAUGUACAAAACUUACGGUGAUCUUGGUGAUGUUGCCCAAGAAUGCCGUCAGAAUCAAACACUGCUUGCUCCUCCUCGUCCACUCUCAGUUCAGGAUGUAUAUUCUACACUUCGAAAGCUAAGUGCAAUAUCAGGUGGUGGGAGUGCUGGGAGGAGAAAAAUUCUCGUGUUGCAUCUUAUUCGGUCUUGUAGAGAAAUGGAAAUGAAAUUUCUUGUUAGAACGCUGAUCCGUAACUUGCGUAUUGGCGCUAUGAUGAAGACAAUCUUACCAGCUCUUGCACAUGCUGUUGUUCUUCAUGGAAAAUGUGCAACAGGUCCUGUGGUAUCCUUGGAGGGUGUAAAAUCACAAUUGCAGAGCCUUUCAACUGAAGUUACUGAGGCAUACAAUGUCAUUCCUAAUAUGGAUUUGCUCGUUCCCUCUCUUCUUUAUGAAGGCGCUACAUUUUCAGCUUCGUCCUUAGCAAUGGUACCUGGCACACCUAUACCACCUAUGCUUGCAAGAAUUACUAAUGGGGUCACUCAAGCACUGAAGUUGUUUAAUGGUAGAGCAUUUACUUGUGAGUACAAGUAUGAUGGUCAGCGCGCCCAGAUUCACAGAUUAACUGAUGGAUCUGUGCAAAUAUUUUCAAGGCAAAUGAAAGAUUCAACUUCCCGAUUUCCUGAUUUAGUUAACAUGAUUAAAGAGCUUUGCAGCUCAGAGGUGGCCAGCUUUAUACUGGAUGCUGAAGUUGUGGGAAUCGAUAGGAACAAAGGAAACAGGCUGAUGUCAUUCCAAGAAUUGUCUUCAAGAGAAAGAGGGAGCAAGAACUCUUCAAUUGCAAUUCAGAACAUAAAGGUGGUUGACAUCUGUGUAUUUGUUUUUGAUAUUAUGUUCUGCAAUGGACAAAGGCUAUUGGAUAAGCCACUUCGUCAAAGGAGAAGCUACAUCCAUGACCUUUUCCAGGAGAAGCCAGGAUACUUGGAGCUAGCUCAGCAGUUAAUUGUUGAACAAGAUGAAUCAUCAAUAGAUAAUUCUAGCACUUUACACAGAAUGAGCAGCUUUUUUGAGAAAGCAUGCCAGUCUUCUUGUGAGGGCAUAAUGUUGAAGACUCUUGAUAUUGAUGCUGGAUACUCUGCUUCCAAGCGCUGUGAUUCAUGGUUAAAGGUGAAGCGGGAUUAUGUCGAAGGACUAGGUGAUAGCCUUGACUUAGUUCCAAUCGGUGCAUGGUAUGGAAAUGGGCGGAAAGCUGGAUGGUACAGCCCUUUUCUGAUGGCAUGCUACAACCCUGAAUCUGAAGAAUUUCAAAGUGUAUGUCGUGUUAUGUCUGGUUUCUCAGAUGAUUUCUAUAAAGAGAUGAAGGAAUUCUAUUCCGGUGAAAGGAUACUGCCCAAGAAACCUGUUUACUACAAAACAGACGAGCAGCCGGAGUUGUGGUUCACUGCUGAACAUGUUUGGGAGAUCCGGGGUGCAGAUCUCUCGUUAUCCCCCGUCCAUCACGCGGCCAUUGGUAUUGUGCAUCCAUCGCGCGGGAUCUCGGUGAGGAUGCCGAGGCACAUACGGUGCGUCCCAGAUCGGAGCCCAGAGGAUUGCAGCACGGCCACCGACGUUGCCAGCAUGUUCAGAGCUCAAACCAGGAAGAUGGAGGUCAGCAGCGAUGGCCCUGGUGCAAGUCACCAGUGAAAUCUCGGUACCAGCCGCGCAGCGCGUUUUGUACAUGUACACCAGCAGGAUAAUCUGAAGCAAACACCGUAGUAUUUUCUCACCUUUUGUAUGUGCGUACUACUGGUAGCGUGUAGUAGUACCAAACAGCGGCCUUCUAAUGCAGUCCAUUCUGAUAGCAUUUGCCA
Hordeum vulgare subsp. vulgare (domesticated barley) is the source of this 4393-nucleotide messenger RNA. RefSeq names its product DNA ligase 6. Gene Ontology annotation, biological process: DNA biosynthetic process; lagging strand elongation; DNA recombination. The transcript has 20 exons. Gene Ontology annotation, molecular function: DNA ligase (ATP) activity; DNA binding; ATP binding. The coding region runs from base 27 to 4226 and encodes 1399 amino acids. The record is from RefSeq and is a predicted model, not a curated record. NCBI's taxonomy places the organism in Eukaryota, Viridiplantae, Streptophyta, Magnoliopsida, Poales, Poaceae.